AAAAUCGUUCGAAACAGUUGCGAUUGCAACGUCGUUGUGACGACGACAACGACGACGGGACGUCCUUGCCUCAAUCAUCAUACACAAAGGGAUACCAAAAACUACAGCAAAUAAAUAACAAAAAAAGAUAGAUAAAUAUAUAAAUAAAUAAAUAUCUCUUUUAAAUAAUUAAAAUGUUAGCAUAGCUAAAACUAAAUUACGCAUACGUCGAGUAGUGCAAAAAAAAACACCUAAAAAGGAAAAUAUAACUGUGAUAAAUAUUAAUUUCUUCGUUUGAUAUUCUUUGUCCAAGACAAAAAAGAAAAAGAAAAAAAUUAAACAUGUCUGUGCCCAUGCUCUUGACACCGAUGGAAACCCAGACGGCCGAGGAGCACAUGCAAAAUUGUGCCGCAUUUGUGGAUGCAGCCAGUUUUGGCACUGGCAAUGAGCUGCUUGAAGCAGCCGCAUCGAUUAACUGUAAGCCGACGCUGAGGCAGUUCAAUGUGCGUCUGCAGGAGCCACUGCAGCCGGAGGAGCAACUGGCCCUGACCGGUGACGCCAAAGCGUUGGGCGAGUGGCAGCUGUUGCGUUGUGUGCCCCUCGAGCGCAUCGAUGACUUCAAUUGGCAGACAACGGUCCGGUUGCAAUCGUGCCGCCAACUGGAAUACCGUUACUUUGUCUAUGUGGAGAAUGCGGCGGGCCAAAAGCAAAUCAGACGCUGGGAGACCCAUUUCAAGCCUCGUCAGCUGCAAUCCUGCUCCGAGCAGCAACAAUGCCACUCUCCCCUGGAUAUCUUUGGCCUGGCCAAUGGAGGGGAUGAGCCAACGACUCAGGUGCAUCGUGGCUGGCUGAAUCACGAGACGAUCAUUCAGCUCAAGUUCAAUGGCGAGAAAAUGUUUCAGGUGCACGACAUUGAGACCUUUGAUCCGCAACAUGUCCAGCUGAAGAUUGUGCCCGUGGAGCAGGCAGCGGGUCUUGUCGUUGAGUACAGCAAACAGUUGUAUGGCCAGAGUCAGCUCCAGUUGCAGCCGGCCCAUGGAGUUCCAUACACCAAGGGUGACAUAGUCAUCUUUCAUGUUACGCUGCCGUUGGAGCGCAUGAUGCUGCAGUCGUUCCGCUUGGAAUGCUACAGUCAGACCACACAGGAGCUGCUGGGCAGUGCCACGCUGACAGCUUCCCAGUUGACGGGCAGCGAGGGAUUGCUGCAACUGCACAUCAAAUCCGCACGCGAUGCGGAACAGACGCUGGCCCGGCUCAGGUUGCCGUAUGUCCUGGUGCAGCCAUAUCAAUACUCGCCGCUGGACUUUAAAACUACCUAUGCACACUAUUGGCCACGCAGCUGGCCCAAUCUGGAUGUGGGUCAUCGGGGCAAUGGCAAGAGUUACAUUGCCGAGGCGCCGCAGGAACGGGAGAAUACAAUUGCCUCGUUUCUGAGUGCACACGCCCAUCACGCGGAUAUGGUGGAGUUGGAUGUGCAUCUCACAGCCGAUGGCAUACCUGUUAUCUAUCAUGAUUUUGGGCUGCGCACAGCGCCGCCUGGCAAACAGAUUGAGAAGCCGGAUCAGCUGGAAUACGUGCUGAUUAAGGACAUCAACUAUGAGUUGUUGAAGCGUUUGCGCAUCUUCUCUGUGAUCAAUGGCAAGGUGCUGGAAUAUCCGGCACACAAUGCCGAGCCUCGUCACGAGCAUCGCAUCUUUCCACGGCUGGUGGAGGUGCUGCAGCAGCUGCCCAAAUCCCUGGGCAUCGAUGUGGAGAUCAAGUGGCCACAGCGUCGUCAAGGCGGUGGCCACGAGGCGGAACAGACGAUCGAUAAGAAUUUCUUUGCGGAUCGUGUGCUGCACGAGGUCAUCCAGUAUGGCUGUGGCCGGCCCCUGAUCUUCUCCAGCUUCGAUGCCGACAUGUGCACCAUGCUGCGCUUCAAGCAGAACAUCUUCCCCGUCAUGUUCCUCACCCAGGGCGAGACGAAGAAGUGGCAGCCAUUCAGUGAUCUGCGCACUCGCAAUUUCCAGGCCGCCGUCAACAAUGCCCAGGCCUUUGAGCUGGCGGGUACAGCGCCCCAUGCCGAGGAUUUCCUGGGGGAGAAUGCCGCCCAGCUGCUGCAGCAGGCGAGGGAUCAGGGACAGAUUGCCGUCAUCUGGGGUGAUGAUUGCAAUUCGCGGGAACGUGUCAAGUAUUUCACGGAGAUCGGAGCCACAGCCACCUGCUAUGAUCGCAGUGAUCUCUAUAUGCCGGAGACCAAGCAGCGGUCCUUCUUCAAUUCCAGUGCGCUUCUCGCCGAAUUCGAGGCUCAAUGCCGAAUCUAAAGGCGACGGGUGAAAGAGUGAGCUGUGAGGGGCGGGUAGUCGUAGUCGUAGUCGUAGCAAAGUUCAAAGGAGAAACCAUAAAUAUAAUUUUUAACUAUUAACCACAAAUUGUAAAUAAAACAUUUCCCUUUAAUAUUGUACGUAGUAAAUACUAGUUCCACACAAUUUCCAAAAUGUGAACGAAAUAUGUUAAUGAUUUUAAAAUUGUAAAAUCUUUUUAUAUUUUUAUCGUAUGUAAAUAUUUAUUAUAACUAUGCAUAAAUGUUACAUAAAACCAACUUUUGCCCAGAAGAGUUUCGCUGGCGAGCUCAGGUGGAAUAUAUUUUUAAUGUGGAGCAAUUCUUUAAUUUAAUAUUCAGUUACUCAGUCUUGAAAAUUGCUCUUGACCAAUUUCAAAUAUUUAUUGCUUGAACUAUAUAUAUAAAUAUAUAUUGAUUUUUGCUCUGUUUUUGAUAUAAGAAAACAAAUAAGAAACACAAUAAUUCAGAGAAAAUAUUUUUGAUAAAAAGAACAACUCAAGUUAAGCAGCUACCAAAAAAAAGAAGAAAACAAAACAAAACAAACGAAUCGUUAAAGUUGUUAUGUACACAGCCUGAGGGG
Drosophila grimshawi is the source of this 2882-nucleotide messenger RNA. Its product is annotated as glycerophosphocholine phosphodiesterase GPCPD1. The record is from RefSeq and is a predicted model, not a curated record. The transcript has 2 exons. NCBI's taxonomy places the organism in Eukaryota, Metazoa, Arthropoda, Insecta, Diptera, Drosophilidae. Gene Ontology annotation, biological process: glycerophospholipid catabolic process. Gene Ontology annotation, molecular function: glycerophosphocholine phosphodiesterase activity; starch binding. Bases 321 to 2282 code for a protein of 653 amino acids.